Molecule: messenger RNA, 1633 nt
Organism: Octopus sinensis (East Asian common octopus)
Lineage: Eukaryota; Metazoa; Mollusca; Cephalopoda; Octopoda; Octopodidae
Product: tigger transposable element-derived protein 1-like
Exons: 2
Coding region: 432-941 (169 amino acids)
Source: RefSeq, a predicted model, not a curated record
AGCAUAUGAAAUCAUAUUAAAAUAUGUACAGUAAAUAUUAAGAUACACACCAUAAAGUAGUGUAGCUUAAUGAACAAAAUCAUUAAAUUGACUGUGUUGUCUUAUUUAUCAGUCUUUUGGAACUCAUAUUGCACUGUACUUCCAAUAUCUACUGUUAGGCAUCGUUGUCACUCAUGAUUCCUGCAAUUGCUUUGAAUUUGAAUUCAGAUUUGUUUGUCUGUUUAUCAGCUACUUUCUCAUCCUCUUUCAUUUGUGACUUUAUUUUUUGCCCCCAUGGCUCCUAAGAAAAUUCAUAGUAAAAUAAUUGCUAUCUUCAAGCUUUAAUAUAUGAAGCGUAUUUUGUGGCAAUAAUAGCUGCAACUGAUCUUGAUUAAUCCAUCACACUUCAUGACUUUUGGAAGAGAUACGAUAGCUACAAAGCUGUACAGAGCAUGGCUUUGAUUGGUGUAUGGAAGAAGCUAUGCCCGCAAUUCAUGAAUGAUUUUAAGGGGUUUGAUAAUGUUGCCAUCAACAAAACAUUGGUGACUAUGAGCAAAGAAUUGGGAAUGGAUUUGGAGGAGGAGGAUUUCACAGAUUUAUUUGAAAAUGACAAGAAGCCCCUGAUGAACGAGGAUUUGAUAGAGCUUCAUGAGCAGCAAAAUAAAGAAGAGGAAGUUGAACCUGAGCCACAUCACUUUACCAUUAAGAAAAUGCAGCAAGCAUUUGCAUGUAUCAAAAAUGGUCUUUCUAUGUUCGAGAAUAUGGAUCCAAAUGCUCAAUACUUUUCCAAGAUUAUGGGGACUUGUCACAAAGCUUUGGCACCUUAUAUUGUAAUCCUUGAAAAAAAGAAAAAGACAGUUCAAGGAACUCUCAACUGGUCUUUUAAGUGCAUCAAACAACAAGAACAGCCAGAGUCAGCUGUUGAUGUUGACGAUUCACAGCCAUCUACAUCUGCAAUGUAAACCACCAAAUUGUAUGUACAUAUUGGUAAAUUUAAAAUAAUUUAGUUUUUUUUUACUAUUGCGAAAUAAUAAUAAUUACUGAAUUUGUUUUUUAAGCUUAAAAAAGGCUUUAAUUUUACCAUGUCUUAUUGCAAACCACAUUCAUGAAUAAAGUGUCCGCUAUGUAUGGUAAAGGCCGCCAAAUUGUAUUCGUAAAUUUAGAUUACUUUUUUUUUACUGUACUGUAUUAAAAAAUAAAAAGUUUUUGUUUGUAAGCUUAAAAUAGGUUUUUAUUAACCAUGCAUUAUUGAGAAUGCAUUCAUAAAUAAAGUACAGAACUGGGAAUGGUUAUUAUCAGUUUAGCCUAGAGACAAGUAAAUUCGACCUAUCCAAGCCUAGAGGCAAGUUAGUUCGACUUAAGUUGUUUUGUCAUGGAAGUUGUGUUUCCUGGAACCAAUUAACGAUGUAAGGUGAGGUAUGCCUGGGCCUCUGGAGAUAUGAUGUGAUUGAGAAGACCUGGCAACUAAAGUGAGAUCGCAACCAUAGCCGUUGCCAGUGUUGCAUGUCCGGCCCAUUUAAAAGGACCCUUGAUGCGUCGGGUGAUAUGAUAUGCUUGAGAAGACCUGUUGAGUCAAGUAAAACCAAUCAUUGCUGUGGCUAGUGCUCCCUGACUGGCUCCUGUUCCGGUGGCAUGUAAAAUUCAUCAUCUGAAU